This is a messenger RNA of Pseudonaja textilis, 1307 nucleotides long. It is a transcript of the gene ANAPC16, whose product is annotated as anaphase promoting complex subunit 16. Gene Ontology annotation, cellular component: anaphase-promoting complex; kinetochore; cytosol. Lineage: Eukaryota; Metazoa; Chordata; Lepidosauria; Squamata; Elapidae. Gene Ontology annotation, biological process: protein ubiquitination. The record is from RefSeq and is a predicted model, not a curated record.
CACCGCCCUUUGGGUUCGGACCUGUGUGGCGACUGCGUCACUGGCGUCUGACUCCUGUCGGAUUUGAAUGGCUUCCGCCUCCGAGUCGCCCGCCUUCUCUUGUUAAGAGCUACCCUAUCGCGAUAUUUCUCCAUCCCCCACCGGCCGGAGGAGGACGGGAUCGUCCUGGAUAAUCUGGACGCCUGAUUAUCCAGCUAUUUUGGUUUUCAUUUGAUUGUUUGAAAUGCUGAAGGAGCUGGACAGGGGAAGUAUGGCUGGAACUUUCUGUUUCUUAGUGGAUUGAGCAAGGCUUUCUUGGGAGAAGGAAUGACUUCAAUGAGGUUCAAGGGAGGCAGGAUGGCAGCUUCUACUUCGUCAUCAUCAGCUGGUGGAGUGAGUGGAAGUUCUAUGACUGGAUCUGGAUUUAGUGUCUCAGAUCUCGCCACGCCACAGAAAGCCCUUUUUACGUAUCCUAAAGGAGCUGGGGAAAUGUUAGAAGAUGGGUCAGAACGAUUCCUUUGUGAAUCUGUCUUCAGCUAUCAAGUUGCAUCCACACUAAAACAAGUAAAACACGAUCAGCAAGUCGCUCGAAUGGAAAAACUCGCUGGCUUAGUGGAAGAACUGGAGGCAGAUGAGUGGAGAUACAAACCCAUUGAACAGCUCUUGGGCUUCACCCCGUCUCUAGGUUGAAAUAUAGCAAUUAACUAAUCCAGGAUUAGUGUAGCUCCAUUUUAAAACUUUCAUUCUACGUUUUUCCACCACUCUGAUGACAAUCUAGAACUUUUUUUUUUCCCCACCAGAUCCAAUAAAGUAUAUUUAUACAUCAUUUUCAGGGUUUUCUUUUUUAGUUCACUUUCACACUGCUUGAGGAUAGUGUGGUUUCUGUGACUGAGGAGAUGUAAUCGCUUUUCAGAAAGAAAGAAAAAACACACCUUUUUCUUUCCAGAGGGAAAAGGGAUGAUUAUUUCAAUUCAACAGUCUUGAUUUGCUGACCUUGAUCUGGCACAAUGAAAAUUGACUGGGGAGUUGGACUUUUCUUGUGUGUCACUCUUGGAGGGCGGAGUAAGAAGCCAUAGUUUUAAGCCCUAAGCUAUUGCUUUGAAGAGAAAUGUGAUAAUAGGACAGGUUCACUUGGAGGGCAGAAAAAUAUUAACCGUUUCCUAUAUUUAGGCUGUUUCUGAGAGUACAUUUUGACAGCUGCUUCUCUGUUAAUUAUGUGUGGAAAUGGUCAGAACAAGUCUUUAAAAGAGAAACGUUGACAGUCCUGUUUGCUGUACCAGCCCACUUGAAAAGUCUUGUUUAGUAAAUAAAUUAUUUUAGCUCUUGCC